CGAGAGCUUUCUACUAGUUAAUUACCACUAAAAUAAAGAACUGAGGACUUUUUAAUUUGCACUCAACAAUGGCGGUGUAGUGGAUUUAUUUCAAAAAUCUUCCGGUUGGUUUUUAGGUCUUUAACAUGGACGCCGGACGGGGAAAGCAGGCGCCGUCGAAGUUCUCGGUGUACCAGAACCCAGCUCUCUCAGCUGCACUGACUUCCAACAGCCUCCGUCCUCGCAAGUCCACUUUCCUAUUUAUCCUCUCUCUCUUAUCGGCCUCCGCCAUUGCGCUCUUUACCGCCACCUCGAGGAAAAUUGGAACCACCGAGACUCUUGUGCUUAGCGUUGUUACAACACCCGAAGAAUCUUGGUUGUUAUUGAAACUUAUACAAGUAAUCACGGGUAUAGUUUUGCUCGGCUCGGUGCUUGCUCUUGGCAAAGCUGUUUCAGUGUGGAGGGCGAGAACUGCUACAGAAGUGAAGAUUGUUUCUGGUUCUAAUGGAAAGGAGGAGCAAGUUAGUCUUACACCCCGACAACUUGGACUGAUUGGAAUGAAGCCUAAAGCUGAACAGCCUGCUGUUGAUUCUGCUAAGAAACCCCCCAAGUCAAAGACUAAAUCUCCUUCGGAAAUGCUGGUUCCACUUCAUCAGCCAAUCAAUGUUUCUAAUAAUUCAUCCAGAAUAAGGAGUGACUCAGGGAUCAGUGGUGGGAAUAGCACUUUCAGCACUCCAUCAAAGUCACCUUCUUCACCAUCUAUGUUUCUUGUCUCGGCACCCACUGCCCAGUUAGCAACUAUUCAGAAUUCACCCGGUUCAGAUAAACUUCUGGCUAGUCCUUGGUCACGCAAACAUACUUCUUCUCACAAGGAGAUAACAAGUGAAGAAGAGUUUGAAAACUUCUUGGCUGAUACUGAUGAGAAAUUUUCUGAAUCAGCUAGCAAAUUAGCAACUCCUCCUCCAACCAUCAAUGGGUUCGGCAGAGCCAGUCCUAGCAAAAUCGUAGGUUCAGCUAACACUUCUGGAACUACCAGGAGUACACCACUGAGACCAGUUAGAAUGUCACCUGGAUCACAGAUAUUUUCUACACCGCCAAAGAAAGGGGAGGUUGAUCUACCUCCUCCUAUGUCCAUGGAAGAGUCAACAGAAGCUUUUCAACUUCUAGGAAUCUAUCCUGAGAUUGAACAUUGGCGUGAUAAUCUUAGACAAUGGUUUUCUUCAGUCGUGUUGAAUCCUCUUCUUAUCAAAAUUGAUACGAGUCAUGAAAAGGUCAUGAAGACAGCUGCCAAACUGGGUUUUACAGUUACAAUCAGCCAAGUAGGAAGUGAUGCACCAGGUGGAGGUGCUACUGCCUCAGUAUCUCCAAUUAAGGCGACUAAUGAAUGGCAGCCGGCCGUUGUGGUUGAUGAGGAUGGUGUUCUGAAUCAGUUGAGGACCACUCUUAUUCAAGCAUUAGAUGCUUGCUCGUUUAAGUCACCUUAUGGGAAUUUCCAGCCAUCACCGCAGCCGAAUUUGUCAGUCCCCCUCCUACAAGAGUGUAUAGAUGCAAUAACAGAACAUCAGAGACUCAAUAGCCUAAUGAAAGGAGAAUGGGGCAAGGGUUUGCUACCACAAAGCUUUGUCCGGGCAGAUUAUACUGUACAAAGAAUUCGAGGUAAUACUAUUUUUUUGUGAUUGUUUACUAAAUCUAUCACAGUUGACGGACUGCUGCUCUGUUCGGCAAUAUUGAUACUCCUAAUACACGUGGAACUUUCAUAGUUAAUCACACAUCUUUUCACAGAACUUGCCGAAGGAACCUGUGUUAAAAACUAUGAGUACCUUGGAAGCGGAGAAGUCUAUGAUAAAGUACACAAGAAGUGGACUCUGGAGCUUCCUUCAGAUUCUCAUUUGCUUUUGUAUCUAUUCUGUGCUUUUCUGGAACACCCAAGUUGGAUGCUACACGUUGAUCCCACAUCUCAUGCUGGAACACAAUCGAGCAAAAACCCUUUGUUUUUAGGCGUUCUGCCUCCAAAGGAAAGAUUUCCUGAAAAGUAUGUAGCUGUUGUGUCUGGUGUUCCUUCUGUGCUGCAUCCAGGAGCUUCUGUAUUGGCAGUUGGAAAGAAAAGCCCUCCUAUUUUUGCCUUGUACUGGGAUAAAAAGCCUCAAUUCUCUCUCCAGGCAAGUGAAGUUAGCAUAGGGUUGGGAUACAGUUAGAAACUUUACACGUUCCAGAAAUCAAAUAUUAAUAAAAUAAGUAACAACUUGAUAUAGUGCGGAAAAUAUGAAGCAUGUUUACUUGCACAUGUUCAUGGUAUAGGCUUCUUCAUAAGGCUCAUUAGGGAAUCUACAGUAUUUAACCUCCUUGAGCCCGGAAGAAUGUUAGUUCAUGGAACAUUUUUAGAAUUUUACUUACAUAUGAAGGCCUAUUCUUGGCUGGGAGAACAAACUACCCAAUCUUGUUAAUUAGUAAUCCUAAUUGCGUACCUUGAGCUCUGAAGAAUGGGGGUGAAUAGUUAGUUGAAGACCUUACUUAGAGAAGAAGACCUAUGGUUGGUUUAGGAUCUCUGAUUGAGUAUAUAUUGUUUUUAAAUGCUCAAACUAAGAAGCAGUAUCUGUUCAGAAUUUUGCUAGUUUGAACAUCAAGAUGGCAGUUACUUUUGAUUUUUGAACAGUCAAAUGAUACAGAUAUGUAGCUUUCUUAAUUUUGAGUACUCUGUAUUUGUUGUCUGUUUUACUAGGGUUCCUUUUUGUUGUUGUAGAUGAUUUAGUAGGCCUUUGAAGUUUUACAUGCAUUGAUUUUGCACAGGGAAGGACAGCAAUGUGGGACUGUAUCUUGCUUUUGUGCUACAAGAUUAAAACUGGGUACGGAGAAGUAGUCCGCGGAAUGCAUCUUGGAUCAUCAGCACUUGGGAUUCUCUCAGUUCUUUAUCCGGAAACUGACGACUGAAAAUCUCCUAAGAUGUUCACCUUUCCUGUCGAAAAGGACUAUGCUGUCUCUGAAGAAUGAAUCAAGACGAAGUUAUCCAUUCCCCGAUUCAUUGGAUUGCGGAGAGUAUCUGACCUGCCAGAUCUAACAUGAGGAUGGUGAUUUACGUCUGUCUAGCUGACAUUUUGAAGGAAUACAAAUUAACAUGAGAUGGAAACAUUUUUCUUAGGUUUAGAGUGAUCAUAGCUGUAGCUUGUAGGCUAUGGGACGACGUACAUACUAUGGGAAUGCCCUCUUUGAACUUUCUCCAACUUAUUGCUGUUUGUAAUAUUUUUGAAUUUCAAUGGUGAUAUUUCUCUGACCCUUAAUGUAUUCUUUCAGAGCUUCAUAAUUCGAAUCACAGUUUUAGUACCUUAAAAAAUAAAAAGGGCCAUAAGUUUGUAUAAACUUAUGAAGUUUUUUAUUUUUUAAUCUUUUGGUUUACCAAUUUAUGAAGUUUUA
Molecule: messenger RNA, 3387 nt
Organism: Oldenlandia corymbosa var. corymbosa
Lineage: Eukaryota; Viridiplantae; Streptophyta; Magnoliopsida; Gentianales; Rubiaceae
Source: the annotation of a GenBank genome assembly